AUGGCCAAUCAAACUUCCCACACACCUUCAACACCCUCACAAGCCCAAAUCACUACAAGAGAGACGACAUUCCUCACGGUAAGUCGUCGUCUCGCUGCCCAACCAAAACCCAUCCCCCGAAUCGUCGGAAAACCUCGACAAAAGCCUUUAGCAGCCAGACCACUUCAAAUCAAAGUGGGGCAGAGCAUGGAGAGUGCCCCACUCCCAAAACUGUCUUCUGAAAGCAAGAAAAAGAGAAGAGAUGACAGAGAGGUGUUCAGGAGUAUUCUGAGUAACAUGGAAAAGGAAGGAGGGCUACCCGAAGUAGGGGUUGUUAAUCAGCCACUACCUUCGGAGGAGGAGAUGGAAGAAGCAUCGAGAAGGAGCGCUCUGGCAGUAUCAGAUCCUAAGGAAACUGCUCAAGUAGAAUCCUAUGUAGGACCCAUCAGAGUUGCAUUGGAGGAAGAGGUGGCAGAGAAGCAGCCUAAAAUGGUUGAGAAGAAGAAGAACAAGAAGAUCAAGGAGAAGAGGACAGAAGGUGAUAAAGAAGCCUACCCUUGGAAGGAGAAGAAAGAAAGAAAAACGAGUGAAAAUAGGGAACGCAGGUGGGAGGAGAAACGCCUGAAGAAGAAGGAAGAAAAGAGAAUGAGGGCUGAGAGCCUAGAAGUCGACGAAGAAUCCACCUCUGCAAGGGGUGAUGAGAAGGUGUCAGCACCAUAA
This is a messenger RNA of Benincasa hispida (wax gourd), 699 nucleotides long. The record is from RefSeq and is a predicted model, not a curated record. Lineage: Eukaryota; Viridiplantae; Streptophyta; Magnoliopsida; Cucurbitales; Cucurbitaceae.